Messenger RNA from Haliaeetus leucocephalus (bald eagle), 1287 nucleotides. It is a transcript of the gene AVPR1B, whose product is annotated as arginine vasopressin receptor 1B. Gene Ontology annotation, cellular component: membrane. Gene Ontology annotation, molecular function: vasopressin receptor activity; peptide binding. The transcript is spliced from 2 exons. Gene Ontology annotation, biological process: positive regulation of vasoconstriction; regulation of systemic arterial blood pressure by vasopressin; G protein-coupled receptor signaling pathway. NCBI's taxonomy places the organism in Eukaryota, Metazoa, Chordata, Aves, Accipitriformes, Accipitridae. The record is from RefSeq and is a predicted model, not a curated record. Bases 1 to 1287 code for a protein of 428 amino acids.
AUGGAGCCAGGAUGGGGCUGGAACAGCACUCAUCGCAGCCGGUCUGGGCACAGCCAGGAGCUGCUGAGCCCCCAGACCCUGGCAGGGGACCCCAACCUGACCCUUUUGCACACCCGGGAUGAGGAGCUGGCCAAGGCAGAGAUCGGGGUGCUGGCCACCAUCCUGACCGUAGCGACCGUAGGCAACGUGGGGGUGCUGCUGGCGAUGUACCGCCUGAGGAAGAAGAUGAGCCGGAUGCAUCUCUUCAUCCUGCACCUGGGGCUGACCGACCUGGGCGUUGCGCUCUUCCAGGUGCUGCCGCAGAUGAUCUGGGAGGUGACGUACCGCUUCCUGGGCCCGGACCCUCUCUGCAGGGCGGUCAAGUACCUGCAGGUGCUGAGCAUGUUCGCCUCCACCUACAUGCUCAUCAUGAUGACGCUGGACCGCUACAUGGCCGUGUGCCACCCGCUGCGCACCCUGCAGCAGCCCAGCCGCCAGGCCUAUGUGAUGAUCGGGGCUACGUGGCUGCUCAGCUGCCUGCUCAGCCUGCCCCAGAUCUUCAUCUUCUCCCUGCGGGAGGUGCGCCAGGGCUCGGGGGUGCUGGACUGCUGGGCAGACUUCAGGUACCCAUGGGGAGCCCGAGCCUACAUCACCUGGACCACACUGUGCAUCUUCAUCCUGCCCGUCAGCAUCCUCACCGUCUGCUACAGCCUCAUCUGCUAUGAGAUCUGCAAGAACCUCAAGGGCAAGACCCAGAGCGGUGCCCCCAGCUCGGGGGGGCCCACAGCAGCUGCCCCUCCUGCUCCCUGCUCCUCCGAGAAGAGUGGGCAAUGCCCCAGCGGGCAGCCCUCACGGGUAAGCAGCGUGCGGACCAUCUCCCGUGCCAAGAUCCGCACGGUGAAGAUGACCUUUGUCAUUGUGGUGGCCUACGUCGCCUGCUGGGCACCGUUUUUUAGCAUGCAGAUGUGGUCGGUGUGGGACGAGGAUGCUCCUGAUGAUGAGUCCACCAAUGUGGCUUUCACCAUCACCAUGCUGCUGGCCAGCCUCAGCAGCUGCUGCAACCCCUGGAUUUACAUGUUCUUCAGCGGGCACCUCCUCCAGGACGCAGCACGCUGCCUGUCCUGCUGGGGUGGGCCCCGGCCCGGGCUGCGGAGACAAGCGUCCACUGGGAGCCUCUGCAGCAGGAAAACCACUAUCCUGAGCCACAGCCACCACACCAGCCCCACCAGCCUCCCCCUGCAUGGGGGCAGCGCCAAGGACUUCUGCCCACCCUGCGAGGAGGUGGUGACCGAGUCGGGCACGCUCUAG